GGGUGCAGAAGCAAGAGCAUCAGGUGCAAAGGUGGCAUCUGCCGCGUGUCCAUCCGCAUGUGUCUGAGUGGGUCUGUCCAUAGCCGGUCCGAGUGUCUUUGCGAGCAUGGCACGCAGGCAGGUUGGCCGGCUGACAGCUUCAAGUGGGACCAGAAGACAUUCCCAACUCAGGGAGACGGAGCUGUUGCUCACUUGCUGUACAAAAUGAUAUUCCUCACGGCACUGCCUCUGUUUUGGAUCAUGAUUUCAGCCUCUCGCGGGGGUCACUGGGGGGCCUGGAUGCCCUCGUCCAUCUCGGCCUUCGAGGGCACGUGUGUCUCCAUCCCCUGCCGCUUCGACUUCCCCGACGAGCUGCGGCCGGCCGUUGUGCACGGCGUCUGGUACUUCAAUAGCCCCUACCCGAAAAACUACCCGCCGGUGGUCUUCAAGUCACGCACCCAAGUCGUCCACGAGAGCUUCCAGGGCCGCAGCCGCCUCCUGGGGGCCCUGGGCCUGCGCAACUGCACCCUCUUGCUCAGCAACCUCAGCCCCGAGCUGGGCGGCAAGUACUACUUCCGCGGGGACCUGGGGGGCUACAACCAGUACACCUUCUCCGAGCACAGCGUCCUGGACAUCAUCAACACCCCCAACAUCAUGGUCCCCCCAGAGGUUGUGGCAGGCACAGAAGUGGAGGUCAGCUGCAUGGUGCCUGACAACUGCCCCGAGAUGCACCCGGAGCUGAGCUGGCUGGGCCACGAGGGGCUCGGGGAGCCGGCUGUGCUGGGGCGGCUCCGCGAGGACGAGGGCACCUGGGUGCAGGUGUCGCUGCUGCACUUCGUGCCCACCAGGGAGGCCAACGGCUACCGGCUGGGCUGCCAGGCCUCCUUCCCCAACACCACCCUGCAGUUCGAAGGCUACGCCAGCCUGGACGUCAAGUACCCCCCGGUGAUUGUGGAGAUGAACUCCUCGGUGGAGGCCAUCGAGGGCUCCCACGUCAGCCUGCUCUGUGGGGCCGACAGCAACCCGCCGCCGCUGCUGACCUGGAUGCGGGACGGCACGGUGCUCCGGGAGGCGGUGACGGAGAGCCUGUCCCUGGAACUGGACGAGGUGACGCCCGCGGAGGACGGCGUCUACGCCUGCCUGGCCGAGAACGCUUAUGGCCAGGACAACCGCACCGUGGGGCUCAGCGUCAUGUAUGCACCCUGGAAGCCGACGGUGAACGGGACAGUGGUGGCCGUGGAGGGGGAGACAGUCUCCAUCUUGUGCUCCACACAGAGCAACCCGGAUCCCAUUCUUACCAUCUUCAAGGAGAAGCAGAUUCUGGCCACGGUCAUCUAUGAGAGCGAGCUGCAGCUGGAGCUGCCCGCCGUCGUGCCCGAGGAUGAUGGAGAAUAUUGGUGUGUGGCCGAGAACCAGUACGGUCAGAGGGCCACCGCCUUCAACCUAUCCGUGGAGUUUGCCCCCGUGAUCCUCCUGGAGUCCCACUGUGCAGCGGCCCGUGACACGGUGCAGUGCCUGUGCGUGGUGAAAGCCAACCCAGAGCCGUCCGUGGCCUUCGAGCUGCCCUCGCGUAACGUGACCGUGAACGAGACGGAGCGCGAGUUCGUGUACUCGGAGCGCAGCGGCCUCCUGCUCACCAGCAUCCUCACGCUGCGGGGCCAGGCGCAGGCCCCGCCCCGGGUCAUCUGCUCCUCCCACAACCUCUAUGGCACCAAGAGCCUGGAGCUGCCCUUCCAGGGAGCCCAUCGCCUGAUGUGGGCCAAGAUCGGGCCCGUGGGAGCGGUGGUUGCUUUUGCCAUCUUAAUUGCCGUCGUCUGCUACGUCACCCAGACGCGCAGAAAAAAGAACGUGACAGAGAGCCCCAGCUUCCCGGCGGGGGACGAGCCCCCCGUCCUGUUCAGCAGUGACUUCCGCAUCUCUGGGGCGCCGGAGAAAUAUGAGAGUGAGAGGCGCCUGGGAUCUGAGAGGAGGCUGCUGGGCCUUCGGGGGGAACCCCCAGAGCUGGACCUGAGCUAUUCUCACUCGGACCUGGGAAAACGACCCACCAAGGACAGCUACACCCUGACGGAGGAGCUGGCCGAGUAUGCUGAAAUCCGCGUCAAGUGAGGGAGCCGGGGGCAGCCCGGAUGGCCACCACCCCUUCAGGACCCUCACUGGCCCCCACUGGCUGUGGGCUUCCUUCCUCCCCAAAGUAGCGGGAGCUGGGGCAGGAAAGGGACGGGACAGGUGACAGUGAGGUCCUGGGGGCCUGGCCUCCCCCUCCCUCCCAGCUGUCCCCGCCCUGCCAGCGCCCCAGCUCCGCAUUGUGGCUCCCCUGUAACCUCCUUUAACCUCAUCUGUCUGGAGGGGAGCCCGUCUGUCCGUGUUAUUUAUUGCUACCCCUGCCUGGUCUCUUGUCCCCAUACCUGGCCCCAGGGCCUGUGCGGAGGAACACGAAAUAAAUGCCCUGAAGCCAAACACCCGUCUA
Molecule: messenger RNA, 2446 nt
Organism: Globicephala melas (long-finned pilot whale)
Lineage: Eukaryota; Metazoa; Chordata; Mammalia; Artiodactyla; Delphinidae
Gene: MAG
Product: myelin associated glycoprotein
Source: RefSeq, a predicted model, not a curated record